Messenger RNA from Triticum turgidum subsp. durum (durum wheat), 978 nucleotides. NCBI's taxonomy places the organism in Eukaryota, Viridiplantae, Streptophyta, Magnoliopsida, Poales, Poaceae. The record is from the annotation of a GenBank genome assembly.
AUGGGUACUGCCAGCGGUGCCGUGGCCCUGCUGCUGGUGGUGCUAGGAGCCUGCGUCUCCAGCUCCAGUGGGCAGCUGCAGGUGGGGUUCUACUCCAAGUCGUGCCCCAGCGCCGAAUCCACCGUCGCGUCCGUCGUCCGGGGAACCGCCGCCGCCGACUCCACCAUCCUCCCCGCCCUCCUCCGUCUCCAGUUCCACGACUGCUUCGUCAGGGGGUGCGACGCGUCGGUGCUGAUCAAGGGCGGGAGCAACAACGCGGAGGUGGACAACAACAAGCACCAGGGGCUCCGCGGGAUGGACGUCAUCGAGAACGCCAAGGCGCAGCUCGAGUCGGAGUGCCCCGGCGUCGUCUCGUGCGCCGACGUCGUCGUCCUGGCCGCGCGCGACGCCGUCGCAUUCACCGGCGGGCCGUCGUUCGACGUGCCGACAGGGCGCCGCGACGGGAAGGUGUCCAACGUGCGGGACGCUGACGUGCUGCCGGACGUGCGCGACUCCGCCCAGGUGCUCCGCUCCAAGUUCCGAGCCAGCGGCCUCGACGACAAGGACCUCGUCCUCCUCAGCUCGGCGCACACGGUGGGCACGACGGCGUGCUUCUUCAUCCAGCAGCGGCUCUACAGCUUCCCGCUCCCGGGCGGCGGGCUCGGGUCAGACCCGUCGAUCCCGGACGGCUUCCUGUCAGAGCUCAAGUCCCGGUGCGCGCCGGGAGACUCCAACUCGCGCGUCUCCCUGGACCGCGGCAGCGAGAGCGUCUUCGACACCUCCAUCCUCCGCAACAUCCGCAACGGCUUCGCGGUCAUCGCCUCCGACGCGGCGCUCUACAACGACACCAGCACCGUCGACGUGGUGGACUCCUACUCGGGCCUCCUCAGCACCAUCUUCGGGCCCUACUUCCGCCAGGACUUCGCGGACUCCAUGGUGAAGAUGGGCAGCAUCGGCGUGCUCACCGGCAGAGAGGGGAAAUUUAGUGGGUUCAUGUGA